CAAUGCUUUACAAGUGAAUCUGUUCUCUCUCCUUGUUACCAGUCUGCUUCCUUCUGCGGUCGUUAUUCUUUAGUGCACCUGGCCGUUAUAGCUGCAAUCUGAAAUCAUCAUAAUAAUUAUGUAUCGUGAAGGAUUUCAGGCUUUUACCCAAAUUUUUUGGUUUCUCGAACCAGCUUCCAUUUUUGGUAGCUCUAGAUCUGUUUCUGCGCAGGUUGUUAACUAUUUUACAGUAGCACCCUUUUAAGUUUGUUUGUUUCCAUUCAAAGAGCUCAUAAAAUGCUCGGUUUUCAAACUCAUGUUUGCUAAACAGCAGAUUUGUUUACUCGCUAAGGGGAAAGACAACAAAGUUCCCCUCCCGCCCAAGCGAGCAGGACGCGCGAUUUUUGUGCUCAUGACAGUGACUCCAUCCAGAUACAACGAGGGAAUGCGAUAUGUGUAAUGGGUACAAGUCCCGAUCAGGAUAGCAUUGAGGAAGUGUUUCUGUUAUAAAUUUUCCUAGUACUACCGGAUAAGCAUGGAAAGCCCGGCAAGCCUGCCUCCAUUUCGACGCCUCUUGCGUGGAGCUAACAGUUUCAGCCAUCAGAAUACGGUGGCAGUGCGCAGCCUGGACGGCGCUUGGUUGUUAGGUUAUUUACAGGAUCUCACAUCGGACGAGAACUAUGCGUUCAUUGAAUUCGAUUCCACGAAAAAGAGUGCAUGUUGGAUUCGAUCCUGCUUCAUCUACCCUUUGCCGCUAAUUCUCGACAACAAGCCACUGACCGUGUGGAAGAAUAAGCCGGUAUGGGUGGCGCUGCGCGACGAGAUGGACGGACCGUUUCGCUUUCGUCCGGCCACUUUGCUGGAGUGUGUCAAAAUGUGUCGCUUUUGUUACGUGAGCCUGGAGAUUUCUGACGCAGCAGACCGCACCUCUUCUAGCUUAAUUGAAGUGGUGGACCGCUGUCAGAUAGUGGAACAGCUGCCAUCUGAUGAAAUGCCCAUCCAAGAUAAAAGCAACCUGUUGACGUACAGGAAGUACAUUAUCCCUAUUUCAAAAACGGACCGGGUUCUGCAGGAAGCCGCCGAUGUAUAUCGCAUCAUCGCAUUGUUUCGCCGCAGCUAUCAGUACGACCGUUGGAAUCCCGCAACGUCGCUGUCGGACGGUUGUCGCUUUCACCUGGCCGUUGGACCGGAGUCGUGUACUUUCCUUGUCAUAACGCAUAGUAUGGACACCAUCACGGAGCACGAAAGAACUAAAUUUGCUUUGCAUGCACUCUUGGAUAAACACUUCAAGGCACGGCAUCGUGGACUACUUGUAGGAUGCCCGAACUGCCCCGACAACGGAGGGAUUUGUGGAAAUGUUAAUGAGGCAGCUGCAACGUUUUGCGGUAAAGCGGAAUCUGAGGUUAUUAUUCCGGAAACCAGUAUCUGCAGUGUUUCCCAUAACAUUUUGAUGGAAAUAUUGGCUAAUCUGGACCUUCAAGCUCGAAUGCGGAUCAAACGCGUGUGCUGGUUGUGGCACGCGAUAUCCAGCGCUCCUGGGACACUCGACGAGCAUGUCAUAAUCAGCUUCAAAGGUUGUGUCUCCACGAAUUGUCUACUCGACAAUUGUUACAAUGUGGCACUGUUGCUGCAUCGUGCAGUCAAUUCAGAAACCAAGAGUCUCACCAUAACUGAUCUCAACUUCAAAGAGCACACUUUCUUUAUUCCGGUCUGGCUGGGCCUUACACAUCUCCAGCUGCCCCUAGUGGUCCUAAAACAUGGCCGCUUUGACUUUGGUGGUUGGGUAUACGAUGAAACGAGUUCGUUGCUGAAACACGGCAUCAUGCGGCUCAUUGAACCCUUCAAAGACCUCUGUCGAACCCUGAUCCUGCACAACUACACAUUAUCCCGUCUCUUUUGCCAUCCUAUCUCGAAUGUGCUUCACGAGGUAGAAGACCUAGUCCCGCUCCCCGCGGCGGAGAAGCAGCUGGUAAUCCCACUCAACGUCCUGAUGAGAGACGGGCAGGGAAGUUUAUUUACUCUUAAUACCACGGAGGUCACGCUGCGCCGGGUCAUGCUGCCCUGCGUGGACGGUUGGGAGGCCGCAAUGAGCCACUUCAUGCGCGCCAUCGAUGCCGCGUUCCCGGCCGCCGGCGCCGAUGUUUACAAGAAGGUGCAGGCGAUUCACGCUCGCUGGCUGGACACCCUCAGUUACCCUGAUGAAUGGCAGCGCAUACGCCACUUGUUGUCUGUAUUCAGUGGAUUUCAAUCGGAUGGGACACCACUCCACUGGGACAAUGUUGACCUCAGGCAGCUGGAGAUCGGUCAGCUGAGCACGAUGGCCUUGUUGGCCAUCAGCGAGGCUUUUGUACAGUGAUGUGAAUCUGUACAGAGUACUUCAUUUUCUGGUUUCUUCGGCUUGUAUCAAGUUUAGCAGUACAUGGCCGGUUUGGCGGGAUUGUAUUAAUAUGUAACAUCCUUGGUCCGGAAUUCCCAUACCAUUUUUCCACAAUUAUGAUGGUCUGAGUGUUUUGUGUGCAAUGCUAUGAGUGUUUUGUGUACAGUCCCAUCUCAUGUUAAUUGGGACAAAUUCUUUAUUUGAGUGAUUUUUAUUGAGCGAAGCUCGCCAUGGUACAUAAUGCGAUUAAAGCUUAUAUGAUGG
Messenger RNA from Paramacrobiotus metropolitanus, 2620 nucleotides. RefSeq lists its product as uncharacterized. Bases 515 to 2335 code for a protein of 606 amino acids. The transcript is spliced from 8 exons. Lineage: Eukaryota; Metazoa; Tardigrada; Eutardigrada; Parachela; Macrobiotidae. Gene Ontology annotation, molecular function: protein binding. The record is from RefSeq and is a predicted model, not a curated record.